Molecule: messenger RNA, 912 nt
Organism: Adineta ricciae
Lineage: Eukaryota; Metazoa; Rotifera; Eurotatoria; Adinetida; Adinetidae
Source: the annotation of a GenBank genome assembly
AUGGACUAUUCGUUAUCGCUGAUGUACCAUUAUCCAGAUGCACGGGGUGUUAUUGUUACACUUAUACGUAGUACCAAUCGUUCUGUUUUCUUGACUAUCAAUAUGAUUCAUUCGGUGAUGCAUUUCCAUUCGAUUCGACCCAACACUUCCUAUCCAUUUCUCAUCUUCCACGACCACAACUUUACUUCACAAAUGAAACAACACAUUAUCUCAUGUACAACCAAAUACUACAAGCAGAUCAACAUCUCGUUUCUACUCAUCGACUUCACAACAUCAGUUCGACCAACAAACACUUCACAACUCGACAAGUCUAUGGGCUAUCGUCUGAUGUGUCGAUUCUGGACAUAUGAUGUGUUUUAUCAUCCUGCAGUACGAGAGGGUGGGUAUGAAUAUCUGAUGAGAAUGGACGACGACUCGUAUUUUGCUGGUAAUACGAAAGAAGAUCUGUUUGUAUAUAUGAAGAGAAAGAACCUGGACUAUGGAUAUCGAGCGUUGUAUUCCGAGCCUAUCAAACCAUUGAAACGUCUUUUAAGGCAGUUAUUCGGCAAGAAGCCUAUCAUUAUAAAUUGCAUCUAUAACAAUUUCUUCCUGAUUCGUUUGAAAUGGUACUACGAAUCAGAGCUGGUACAAAGCCUUAUAAACGAAUUAGUAAAAGGUGAUUAUAUCCUUCGAGAAUAUAUCGGUGAUGGAUGUGCACAUGGAAUCAUGCUCAAAGUGGACGAACAAGUUAAAAGCAAACGGCUGACUUUUCUAGCUUAUGGCCACAACUAUCAUCUAAUGCGGUCGAGAGAAAAUUCUUGGAGAUUUAAAGUUGUGGAACGUUUCUACGAAGAAAUAGAAAAUUCUUGCCAUCAGUUAACUAUUAUUGAUAGAUCACAGGAACGCUUGAAACGAAUGAACAUAUCUACGUAA